Penicillium brasilianum is the source of this 1464-nucleotide messenger RNA. The record is from the annotation of a GenBank genome assembly. NCBI's taxonomy places the organism in Eukaryota, Fungi, Ascomycota, Eurotiomycetes, Eurotiales, Aspergillaceae.
UGGAAGUUCAUGACUGGCUAGCUUAACUAUAGUUAUCUGUGGAAUCCCCGUUUGCUGUAUCGCGUUUAUAGAUCUCUGCAACUACCCGCUUACGCCAUCCCCUCAAUCACCCCAAGUCCAAGUCAAACCCCGCAUUUACCAUCCUCCUCGCAGACGCCAUGGCAACAGUAACUCAAUAUACUCAAGUCGAGUUACUGACUCUGCAUGGACCGGAGUUUCGUCGAGUGUCCACUGCGCCGCCCCGACUGCCUACCGAAGAUGAGAUCCCAAUCAUCGAUUUAAGCACUAUUGAUGACGGGUUUGAAGCAAAGAAAGCUAUCGCAUCUCAAGUCAAAGCUGCAGCUGAGAAUACGGGAUUCUUUUACAUUAAGAAUCAUGGGAUCUCGGAAGAGCUGUUGGGCCGUGCUCUCUCCCAAGCGCAAUCUUUCUUCAGUCAACCGAUCGAGCAGAAAGAGUUGGUCUCUAAUAAGAAGUCCCAUAAUGCGAUUGGCUUUCAUAGCGUGGGAAGUACGCAAGUGAACAAAUCAGAGACACGAGACCGCAAGGAAACCUUUACAUUGCGCUAUAAUCCCAUCAAUGACCCAACGAUAUCCAACCCGGAGACUCUCCUCGUCGACCCAAGCUAUUCCUCCGUCAACGACGAGUUCUUAUGGGAGGGAACCUCGCACGUACCAGGCUUCCGAGAAACAACCAUUGAAUUCUGGCAGCGACGCUUAGCUCUCGCCCGCAGAAUGAUCCGCAUCUUCGCACUAGCCCUCGACAUGCCCGAAGACUACUUCGACUCCGUAACAACAAACCCCGGCGCUGACGGACUAUACGUCCACUACCCCGGUUCUCCAGCACCGUUAUCCGACGACAUCGAGACGGAUGUCGGGAUCGGCUCGCAUACCGAUUUUCAAUGCGUCACCCUGCUCUGGCAGGACAUGUCUGGCGGGCUACAGGUUCUCUCUGCGAGUGACGAGUGGCUGGAUGCGAGACCUAUCCCCGGGACAUUGGUGGUGAACAUUGGGGACUUUUUACAGCGUCUUUCAAAUAAUCGGUUCAAGUCGACGGUGCAUCGAGUGUAUAAUCGGCAGACAACAUCUCGGUAUUCAAUGCCGUUUUUCUUGGGAUUUAAUCCUGACUCGGUGUGUCGGGUUGUGCCCUCGUGUGUCGAUGAGGAUCAUCCUGCUCUAUAUGAGCCUAUUUCUUGCGGAAAGUGGCAUCGGAAUCGUCUUGCACUGGCAGAGGGAAAACCUAUUACUGCAUGAGCUAGAGACGAUAGUAUUUUGAAAUGUUCAAAUACGUUUAGUAUAACUUUGCGGUCUCCAGUCUGAGCGUCCACUUAAAAGGGUCCGUAGCUACAAGUCCGAGCUCCACGGCUAGAGGUUCAUGAGAGCCCGCCGAAUCUAGAACCCGAUGAACGAGAACGACAGAAAUGACAAUAGUACCGGAUCAAACCCAGCCCCAAUUCUUCCCCAGUAG